CUUCCUUGUUCCUCACUGCAAAACUCCGCAUUUCUUUCCCUUGCCUGUGGUGGUCCUACGAAUCCUAUUAUCCAAUGGCUCAUAGUCGAGGGCCUUUGCAUCUCCUUUUUUCGCCCUAAUCUUUUACUCGAAUCCCCCCAAACAGAAAGCGUUGCAGAUUAGGGUUCGUUUGAUUCGCUUAAGACCGGCAAAUUGGUGAGUUGUUUGAGUAUAUCUGGGGAGUAUUGAAUUAAAUGGAGAAGGAGUAUAUUAACUGUUGGAUAUUUUUCCAACGUAAUUGCAGUGCCAAUCCCUUUGGAAUUUAUUUGGAAGUGCAUCAGAUUCUUGUUUAUAGGUGAUAUUGAAUCAUUGCAGCGUUUAAAGCUGCCUUCAAGCAUGUCAACCAUCAUUUGGAUGAUGUUCAAUCAUUCGCACCCCAAGAAGUGGUCUUUUAAUGAUAGUUUUUAUUUUGCUCUACCAUUUAGUAGUGAUGUUUAUUUAGAUGCUUGCAAGUGGCACUCCAUCACUUCUUCAGAGGAUUGUUUACAGUGUACACCACGAGUUCUUUAAAGUGCUGUUCACAUAUUCACUGAUAAUAAUUCAAGCCAUGGAGAGGUAUAAGAUUUUGGAGGAGCUGGGUGAUGGAACUUGUGGAUGUGUGUUUAAGGCACUUAAUCAAGAGACUAAUGAGAUUGUUGCCAUAAAGAAAAUGAAAAGAAAGUUUUAUUUUUGGGAAGAGUGUAUGAAUCUGCGAGAAGUCAAGUCACUUUGUAAAUUGAAUCACUCAAAUAUUGUGAAGUUGAAGGAAGUCAUUCGGGAGAAUCAUCAACUUUACUUUAUAUUUGAGUAUAUGGAGUAUAACCUAUACCAGAUAAUGAAGGACAGAGAAGGCCCUUUUACUGAGGCAGAGAUCUGUAAUUUUAUUUCACAAGUAUUGCAAGGAUUAGCAUAUAUGCAUAGGAAUGGAUAUUUCCAUCGGGACCUAAAACCAGAAAAUUUACUGGUUACGAGGGAUGUCAUAAAAAUUGCUGAUUUUGGGCUUGCAAGAGAAGUCAUGUCAAAUCCUCCAUAUACUGAUUAUGUUUCAACACGAUGGUAUCGAGCACCAGAAGUCAUGUUGCAGUCUUCAUCAUACACCCCUGCAAUUGAUAUGUGGGCAGUUGGUGCAAUUUUAGCUGAACUUUUCACAUUGUGUCCCCUUUUCCCCGGUGAAAGUGAAACAGAUCAAAUCUACAAAAUAUGUAAUGUUCUUGGAACCCCCGACUUCAGUGUCUGGCCCGACGGGGUGAAUCUUAAACGUGCAAUGAACUUUCAUUUUAUGCAGCAGAUGGCACCAGUUAACCUUGCUGACAUUAUUCCUCAGGCCGGCUGGGAAGCAAUUGACCUAAUCUCGCGGCUAUGCUCCUGGGAUCCACAAAGGAGACCGACAGCUGAACAAUCGCUGCAACAUCCCUUCUUCCAUGUUGGUCAUGUGAGUUCUUUUCCACUGAGGGAUCCUUUACAGUCAAUACCGAAUGUAGUGGGAGAGAGGCCAAAGCUUGAGCUAAGGAAUUUUUGGGACAUUGAGACUGAAUCAGAUGACUCCUUUCUGGGCUUGACACUGGCUGUAAAGCCAAGUGUUUCCAUAUCAGAGGUGGUACCAUGUGCUUCUGAAACCAACAUGGAGGAAUUGUCCCUUAGCUCAAACUUCCAGGAUCUCCCUGGACAGUUAGCGCUUUGGCCUUUCCUAUCCCCCGAUCACAGUGCAAAGGCUGUACCCGUAAAAUCUUCAUUGCCAUCAUCAUACAUGGUGAACAGACAGGUGAUGAGGCCUGGACUAGGGCAUCCCCACUCUGCGGAGCUCACUAUCGCCACAUUACAACCCAAUGUCUUGGAAAACCGUCAGUUGGGUACAAUGCUGGCUAUUUCUACACCUUUCUCCAACGGGCGAUUUUUCCAAUGAGAUCUUCAACUUCUCACUCGCCGCGCAUAAUAACAACCUUCCAGGGAACAAUAUGUAUAUGAUUGAGGAGAUUCCUGGAAGCUUUUUGAGUUAUAGUCUUCUUCAUUUGUGUAUAUGAUGGAUGGUCUUGGGAGAUUUGAGUUAAUUCUUUUGGAUACUGAUAUUUUUCUUAUUCUGUUAAUUCAUGUAAAUUCAGCCUCAUCUUACGUCCCGCCGAUUGCGGGACAUUGGACGGCUGAGGCCAAAAUGGCUAAUCAUUCAGCUCUC
Amborella trichopoda is the source of this 2188-nucleotide messenger RNA. RefSeq names its product Protein kinase superfamily protein (gene MHK). Gene Ontology annotation, molecular function: protein kinase activity; ATP binding. The record is from RefSeq and is a predicted model, not a curated record. Gene Ontology annotation, biological process: protein phosphorylation. Lineage: Eukaryota; Viridiplantae; Streptophyta; Magnoliopsida; Amborellales; Amborellaceae.